CUGGUCUUGAAUAAAUGAGGAGUUCAGAUCAGAUCAGUGGUACUCUAUUUCUCUCCUGAGCCAGAGACAACAUUAAGAGAGUCUCAUGGUGUCCCUGUUUCUAACUUACAGUCAUGACUUCCUUCAGUUCAUCACUCUCUGAAGGGUGGCUCAUUUGCCAUGCAUGUCUGGAGGUGCUCACUGACCCAAUCCCCACUUCAUGUGGACACAACAUCUGUAACAUAUGUAUCGAGGCAUGCUGGGAGAGUGGACAGCUCUAUAUAUGCUCUAUCUGUAACAAAGCAUUUGAAAGUAAACCAGAAUUGAAAAUAAAUGUAGCAUUUAAAAAGGUUGUGGACAGUUACAAGGUGCUUCAACACCAAACAAAACCAUUUCAUCAAAUUGUAUGUGAUGUCUGCACAGCAAACAAGCUAAGGGCAGUCAAGUCUUGUUUGCAGUGUGUAACUUCUUACUGUGAGACUCAUCUUGAAAACCACAAAACUGCACCAAGGCUCAUAAAGCACAAACUGAUUGACCCCGUGGAGAACCUGGAAGACUAUAUCUGUAAGAAACAUAAGAAACCACUGGAGAUGUUUUGCAGAGACCAUCAGACCUGUCUGUGUCUGGUUUGCUCUGAAACAGAACAUAAGACUCAUAACGCUGUUCCCAUAAAGGAAGAGAGUGGACACAAGAGGAUUCAACUGGAAAGGACACAGGCAGAAAUAAAGGUGAUGAUCCAGGACAGAUGUAAUAGGAUUAAGGAGAUAAAAAACUUAAAGAGCACCACUGAGAAAAAUAAAGCAAAUAAAGUUGAGCUGUUCACUGAUCUGAUCCGCUCCAUUGAGAGAUGUCGGGAUGAGCUGCUGGAGGUGAUGGAGCAGAAGCAGAAAGCAGCAGAAACACAGGCUGAAGAGUUCAUUAGAGAGCUGGAGCAGGAAAUCAGUGAGCUCAAGAAAAGAGACACUGAGCUGGAGCAGCUCUCACACACUGAUGAUCACCUACAUCUCCUUCAGGUCUACUCAUCUGUGUGCAGCCCCCCAGAAGUCAAGACCUGGAUGAACAUCAACAUUAACACUGGUCUACUCAACACAGAAUUUCUGGAUAAAGCUCUUACUUGCCUCCAGGAAAAAGUCAACAAGGAUCUAAAAAAAAUCCAUGAGAUCACUCAACCUUCUUUUAUUCGCGGAUUCAACUUUGUUCCACCGACAUCACAACCUUCAGCCAAUGGGAUAUUUGAAUUUGGCAGCACUAACACAGACUGUGUUUCCUCCCAUCCUUCACUUGUACCUAAAAGUUCUUCGGCUAUGGAGAAAAAAGAUCAAACGGUUACUGUGAGAACACAGCAGGGCAUCCCGACAGAGGUUUUAGAUGCUAAAACAAGCAAUGUUCAGACAGAGGGCAAAAUCUACUUUACUCUGGGUAAAACAGACUGCAGCACUCACUCAACGAAGAGAGCAGGAAAGAUGAACAAACAAGUGAAGGUCUCACAAUUCAGUGCGCGUUCUCCAGUAGCAGAUCUGAGUACAAUACAGAAACUUUAUGCAGUGAUUGUGGUUUUGGAUCCUAAUACAGCUUACCCUAGACUCAAGCUGUCUAAAAACAGGAAACAAGUAAGUUAUGGAGAAUCCUGGGGAGAUGUUCCCAAUAACCCUGAGAGAUUUGACUCCUCCGCUUGCGUCCUGGGAAAUGAUGGGUAUUCCUGUGGAAGGUUUUACUUUGAGGUCCAAGUUAGUGAUAAGACUGAAUGGGAUUUGGGUAUGGCUCGAGGAUCCAUCCACAGAAAAGGGAAAAUAACAGUGUGCCCAGAGAAAGGAUUUUGGUGUAUUUGGCUAAGAAAUGGAUGUGAAUAUGUGGCUAAUGAAUCUAGACCGGUUUCCAUUUCCCUAAAAGACAAGCCCCGGAAGGUGGGGGUGUUUGUGGAUUUUGAGGAGGGUCUGGUCUCCUUCUACAAUGUGGGGACCAAAGCUCUUAUAUACUCCUUUACUGGCCAGUCAUUCACAGAGAAAAUCUAUCCAUUUUUCAGCCCUUGCAACAAAAGAGGAUAUAUUAACUCAAAGCCUCUGAUUAUCCAUACUGUUGGUUAGUCUAAUUAAAAUACAAUCUACAUUCCUUUAAAGAAAUCAUUAAUACAACGACAGAUAUUGCUCAGUUGACACAUACCCCCUUAAGAUUGAAGUUAGGACCUACAGUAGCACAAAAAACAACAACAUAAUGAACCCAAAGGUGUUGUUGCAUUAACUAGUUGAGUGUUUUUUUGUUGUCAUGUGUUUGUUUACUAUUUACGAACAUGAAAUAUAAAUUUCAUACCUUGCUAGGUAAAUGUAAAGUUCAAGAACAAGUGCUUUGUUGCAUUUGGAACAAUCAGAAACAAAGCUGUUCAUUAGAUUUAACAAAUAAAUUAUUCAUUGACAGAUCUAAUGUCGUGUCGUAGUGAUGACGCACAUUGUCGCGCGACUCUUUUACUGGCUGUUUUGGAGAAAGAUCAACGUUUGCGACAAAAAAAAUAUGUGCAAACUGUAAUGAAGCAGAGAUCAGUCUGUUCCUCACUUUCUGUGCUGACGCUGAGAUCGUUUACCAGCUUGAGUGAAAGAAUAACGUGCCUAGCAUUUUCGACUCCUACAUUACAUGUCACGCCCUGAUGUCACAUGUCGUUUUGGGACCUUUACGGGUUGUGUGUGAAAGCACGCACAUAUCCCGGGUAAUCACUGGCAAUGUGAAGGUGCAAAAUCUAGUGACCCGGGAACAAUUGCCGGAACAAUUUACCCAUAUAUUUGCCGGAAUCUCAGUGUGAAAGGGGUUUAAAACAGACACAUAUUGCUAUAGGAAAUUAAUUCUUUCAUUAAUUCAUAAACAAUUUUUUCUCAGACUUUCCUAUCAUGCAUAUCCUCAGGUCUUUGUGUACCUCCUUGUAUAUGGUCUUGUGUAUUACUAUUUUAUGCAUGCAUAUAGAUCAUGUAAACUCAUCUAUACCAUGUAUGGUCUCCAUGUUUUCUUUUUCCGAUGAUCUAAUUGAGAGUGUAUAUUAUAUGUUUAUACCUGUGCUGUAACACAUUAGUGUUCUAAGAAUAUUUAGUAGUCUUUGCAUUAACAUCCAAUCCAGUUACAUAUGCAAAUUAGCAUGUUACAUCAUAAUCUAAUUGCAUAGACAUACAAUAUUAAUAAUUAUCUUGCUGAUUGUACAUUGCACAUUGUAUGAAUUCAUGUUUUUUUUUUAAGAUUAUUAUUUUUUCUUUAUUUUUCCUUAUUUAUUUAUUUGGAAAGUGAAUAAAAGGUUUUAUUG
Carassius gibelio (silver crucian carp) is the source of this 3259-nucleotide messenger RNA. Its product is annotated as E3 ubiquitin-protein ligase TRIM39-like. The record is from RefSeq and is a predicted model, not a curated record. Lineage: Eukaryota; Metazoa; Chordata; Actinopteri; Cypriniformes; Cyprinidae. The coding region runs from base 114 to 2063 and encodes 649 amino acids. The transcript is spliced from 7 exons. Gene Ontology annotation, molecular function: protein binding; zinc ion binding.